UUUUAAGAUGGGAGAUACAACAUCAUCGGAAGAUGUUCCGGAAAAUAAGCAAAAAUCACUGAAGUUUGAGAUUAUUGAUGCAAGAAUGAAGAUUUUCAAAGAUAUAGUCAAAAGUAAAUCAAGUGAAUCAGUGAAGGAGGAACAAAUAUAUCAGAAGUCUCUGGAAUUCUUUGAUGAAGAUCUCAAAAGUUCAGAAGAGUCUGUUUCCAAUGAAGAAAUUAAAACGGGUUCGGAAAAAGAAUUAGAACCAUUGAAUGUUUUUGAUAUAAUUCUGAUUAUGCUACAACAACUUCCGGAGCGAAAGAAACCCAUUGGAUCGCUUUUAUCAAAAUGGAUUCUGAUGAAUUUCAUGAAUUGGAUGCAAGAUAAGCAAAGCAUUAUGGAACAACAAAUGACAGAAUAUUAUCAAAAGAAGGCGGGACUUGCAUGUGUUAAGGAGCCAAAAAAUGAAGAAUACUUACUACAAAUCUUCAAGAUUUCAAAAGAAUUUGUGAUUGACUUGAGAAAAUCGAAAGUUCAAGAAUAUCUUGAAAAUCAAAAAUUCAAAGAAGCAGCUGAAAUUGUUAUGAAACAUGAAGUAGUUGAUGAUUAUUCAUUUGAACAAAUUACCCUUCCACUUAUCCUUUGUGAUAAGGUUCAAAUAGUUGAUGAACUUCUUAAAAUAAGUAAGAAACUUCAAAAAUCAUACAUCUCAUUUCUUGAUCAAUUUGUGGCUGAAACUGAUGAGACGGUCAAUGCAUUUUUUGAACCGUAUAAGGAAAAAGGAAUGGUUACAAUCAAUUUGAGCCGAUUUCAUGGAAAAUCUCUAACUAUUUUUAUGCAAAAGUUUUUUAAUGGACAAGUGAAACAAUUCAAGUUUGAUCUGGAGGAGAGGAGAGAUGCACCGAAAUUUGUAGCAAAUAUGAAGAGAAAGGCAUUGAAAUAUUUUGUUGGCAAGCGAUUUGAAGAUCACGAAAUGAAUGAUGAAUUGUUUUGUGAGCACAUGAAGAGUACAUUACCUGAAUGCACGGAUAAAACGAUAGUCCAGUUUUUGAUUUUAUUGUGGGACACUUGUAUUUAUGAAAGAAGAAUUGAAGCAUUGUUCUGGGCAACUUAUUCGAAUAUCGACCGUAAUUCAAAAUAUAUGCCACCCGAUUUAAAAGAAGAACUUGAAAAUCCAACUACCGAAAUGAAAAACGGUUUGGAAAAGUUGCAGGCAUUGAGAACAACAAAAAAUUGUCAGGAAGAAGACGAACAACUGUAUGUGUUUGAGGAACAAAAGAAAUAUCCUAUUCGAAUUGUGCAAAACGAGCAAGAUUUGGAAAUUCUGUUGUCUGAACUUGGAGAACUGGAAGAGGGGAUGUAUAUUGGAUAUGAUUCUGAGUUUAAACCAUAUCAUUUGAUAGAUGUUAGCACAUCAAGACUGGCAAUCAUUCAACUAUUUUUCAAGGAUAAAGCUUGGCUCAUAAAUUGUGUGGCAAUUGACAAUUUGGCAUCUCGUGAUGAUGUAUGGAUUAGGCUCUAUAAAGGUCUAUUUGAAUCAAACAAAUUUAGUAUAGUUGGAUUUGAUAUUCGACAAGACAUUGAAGCAAUGUUCACUGUUCCUUCCAUCAACAAAAAUUUCAAAAUUGAAAAUAUUCAAAAUGUAAUCUGUGUGAAAUCUCUGGCUGAAAAUGUGAAUGCAUUAUCGAUGGAUAUUUUGAAUCUCAGCACGAAAACAAGUAAAUUGUCAGUACUUGCUGAUCAUCUUGUUGGAUUGAAAAUGGAUAAAUCAGAACAAUGUGGAAAUUGGCAGUGUCGUCCAUUGAGAAGAAAUCAGAUAAUCUACGCUGUAAUGGAUGCGGUCGCUGUUUUUGAAGUAUUUCAAAAAAUAGUGGAAGUAGUUAGAAAACACGAAUUGGAUGCGGAAAAGUUGUUGGUCGAAUCACAUAUGAUUACUGUGAAGAAAGAAAAAGUUAGGAGGGAUUGUAAAAAUAUUAGUUUGAUUCCGUGGAAUGAGUUUUAUCAGAUUAUCCACACCCAUCGAAAUCCAGAAAAACCGCUCCAAAAGCCAUCUGAACUGAAAAUAGUGGUGGACACAAUGGUUCUUGGAUUGGGAAAAAAUCUUCGAUUACUCGGAUUUGAUGUCUACAUUCCACGUGAUGUGACAGAGUUGAAAGAGUUUUUGAGGAAAAUGGAUAAAAUGGAAGAAUCCGAACAAAGAUUAGUUAUCAGUGUUCCUUCGAGAAGUUAUGAAAUGUUGAAAUCAGAUAAUCCUAAUGCAAAGUUUGUAUUGAUUCCGAAUAUUUACGAAAAAGUACCCAUUGAUCUCGUUUGUUCAUUUUUUGAUUUUUUCAACAUUGAUAUUAGCCCAGAUCAAGAUUAUAUUAAAUUGAAUUGUUAAGUUUUAAUUAUUAAUUUAUUUAUAUGUACUGAUCGUGUUUGAUCUCUCACCCAUUUUCGUGUAAGAUGUAAAUUGUUGAAUAUCUCAAAAUUGUAAAAUCGAAAUCUCAUCCUAUUUCUCAAGAAUUGUGAAUGAACUCAUCUCUCGUUUUCCUUUUUUGUUUAAUUAAUUCAUUCACUCAAUUGGGUUGAAUGGCAGAUUUUUUUAUUAUCCAAACCCUGAAGUUUUGCCAUUUUUGUAGCGAAAUUACGGUACCUCAUCUCGAGACGACAAAUUUUUGUUAAAUGCAAGAAGGUUUGUGCCUUUUAAGAUUACUGUCAUUUCAAACUCUUGUCGGGGAAUUCUUUACAUUAAUUUGUCAAAGAAUUUCUAGAAAAGUUUUAUCGAAAACUGAAGUUACAGUACUUUUCAAAGGCACACUGCUUUUUGCUUUCAUCAAAAAAUUUUCGUCUUGAGACCAGGUACCGUAAUUUUGCCGCAAAAAGCUGUUUAAAUACCGAUUUAUAAUUGUGUUUACCCCUCCAUGUUCCGAAACUUUUCAAAUAAAGUAUUAAACUCAUUUA
Molecule: messenger RNA, 2925 nt
Organism: Caenorhabditis elegans
Lineage: Eukaryota; Metazoa; Nematoda; Chromadorea; Rhabditida; Rhabditidae
Exons: 6
Coding region: 8-2362 (784 amino acids)
Molecular function (GO): 3'-5' exonuclease activity; nucleic acid binding
Source: RefSeq, marked reviewed